AUGGCCAUAAUAGGUGCAGGCACUCUAGGUAGCCAUUUUGCCUGCGUUUUCAUCGCAGCGGGCUACGAUAUGAACCUGAGCGAUCAAUCUGAAGAAGCUCUAUCCAGUGUUCUCGGCAAUAGCAACAACCAUAUUACUAAGUAUCCAUCCGCGGAUUGUACCCCUCGCAUCAAAUUCAUCUUCUUUCCACCUGAGUCUAAUGUCGAGAAAAUCACUUCUCCGCGUCGUCGGCUGGUGUGUAAUAUGCAUCUCUAUUUGCCACCGGAGAUGCGUCCCAUUGAGUUGAUGUUGAUGACAGCCGGAGAGACGUACCCGGAGGUUUUCCCAUUUCCUUACCUAGGCCCUGAGAGACGGUGGGAUGCUUCCUGUUACUGCUGGCAAGGAGUCAACUGGGUAAGCUCCCUUAUUCCUCCAUUCUGGCGACGUCCCAGUAACACUCAACUACCUAGCUUUGUAUUCAACUGCCUCUGUGUCGCCGUCAAACGAGAAACACUCGCCGUCUUCGCCGAAGACAUAUCCUCCCCAACCGAAAUCGACAGACUCUGGAAAGAAAUGUGGUCAACGCGCCGCGGUCCCUGCGCACUAAUAGACAAAAUAGGUCUGGACACCAUAGCCUUCAUCGACGACAACUACAUCCAUGAACGAUACAUCAACUCAGCUGUGACCCUCGACUAG
Molecule: messenger RNA, 675 nt
Organism: Aspergillus alliaceus
Lineage: Eukaryota; Fungi; Ascomycota; Eurotiomycetes; Eurotiales; Aspergillaceae
Exons: 1
Coding region: 1-675 (224 amino acids)
Biological process (GO): fatty acid metabolic process
Molecular function (GO): oxidoreductase activity, acting on the CH-OH group of donors, NAD or NADP as acceptor; NAD+ binding
Source: RefSeq, a predicted model, not a curated record